CAUUCCUUCUUCACUAGUUCCUUGUGCUAUUCCCUUUAUCCCUUUUCUUUUGACUUUUAAGUCUUGUUAUUAAUUCUUGUUAGCCAGCCAUGGAUAGUCACUCCCAAGAACACAGCAGCAACUCAAGCAGCCAUGGUUCCAAUCAGCAAGACAGGAUCCCAACUGAACCAGUGCGCUCUAGAUGGACUCCCAAACCUGAACAAAUCCUCAUCCUUGAGUCCAUCUUCAACAGUGGCAUGGUUAAUCCUCCAAAAGAUGAGACUGUUAGGAUCCGUAAGCUUCUUGAGAAGUUCGGUGCUGUCGGUGAUGCCAAUGUCUUCUAUUGGUUCCAGAACCGUCGUUCAAGGUCUCGCCGUCGCCAACGCCAGAUCCAAGCUGGUCUUGCUGCUGCUGCUGCUGCUGACCCAAGAACAGCAGGCCUUCCAAGAGCCACAUCUACUGGCUCACCCAUGUAUCAUGAAUCAGCUUCAUCUAGUCGCUCUAGUACUUCUUCUUCAAGCUCAUCUGGUGGAGCUUUCUUGCCUUGCUCUUCAACCACCACUACUUCUUCUUCUAGCCUUAUCGGCGAUGACGGUGCCGAUGAUCUUUUCUCUAUCUCUCGUCAGAUGGGCUUCAUGGAUGGCAACCAGAAUCCCAUGUUCUACCCUUCUGAUGUCUCCCAAUUGCACUAUCAAUCUGGUCCAAUAACUGUUUUCAUCAAUGGAAUGCCUUCAGAGGUGCCAAGAGGACCAAUUGAUUUGAGAGCCAUGUUUGGCCAAGAUGUCAUGCUUGUGCACUCCUCAGGGGAGUUAGUUCCUGUCAAUGAUUAUGGAGUUGUCUACCAAGGUUUACAGAUGGGUGAAAGCUACUAUCUGGUUUCAAGGACUACUUAGCAUCAUAAGUUCCAAGUUUCAAUUGAAGGAAAGCAUAAGAUAAUCUUCAGAGCACCAGCAUAAGAUUAUACAACUUUAGUUAUAUUCUGCCAGUAAAAAUAUAUAUGUUGUACUCUCCUCUGCUUGAUCAUAAGCCUCAAGGAGCUUAUUCUCUGGAUUUUUAAGUUUAUUUUAUAUAUAUAUAUAAUAUGGGAAUUCCAAUGUUUCAA
This is a messenger RNA of Dioscorea cayenensis subsp. rotundata (Guinea yam), 1081 nucleotides long. RefSeq names its product WUSCHEL-related homeobox 11-like. NCBI's taxonomy places the organism in Eukaryota, Viridiplantae, Streptophyta, Magnoliopsida, Dioscoreales, Dioscoreaceae. Gene Ontology annotation, molecular function: DNA-binding transcription factor activity; DNA binding. The record is from RefSeq and is a predicted model, not a curated record. Gene Ontology annotation, biological process: adventitious root development. The coding region runs from base 90 to 872 and encodes 260 amino acids. The transcript has 3 exons.